Pelobates fuscus (common spadefoot toad) is the source of this 1140-nucleotide messenger RNA. Its product is annotated as calpain-8-like. The transcript is spliced from 12 exons. Gene Ontology annotation, biological process: proteolysis. Gene Ontology annotation, molecular function: calcium ion binding; calcium-dependent cysteine-type endopeptidase activity. Lineage: Eukaryota; Metazoa; Chordata; Amphibia; Anura; Pelobatidae. Gene Ontology annotation, cellular component: cytoplasm. Bases 1 to 1098 code for a protein of 365 amino acids. The record is from RefSeq and is a predicted model, not a curated record.
AUGAAUUUUCAAGACUUUUCAGAUUAUUUUAAAACGGUUGUAAUUCUCUAUGUUAAUCUGAACCAAGCACUUGGAACGGGUCCUCAAGAAUGGAAUCUACUUAGUUUCCAUGGCAGCUGGAAGGCGGGAAGCACCGCAGGCGGAAACACUACACUUGCUACAUAUUGGACUAACCCUCAAUUCCAGAUUAAAUUGGAAGGGCUCGCUGAUUCUACCACAAAGACUGCAAAAGUGGCCAUUGCGAUGAUGCAAAAGGAUCGCAGAAGACAGAAAAUCCACGGGGUGAAACAGUACACUAUUGGGUGCAAUGUGUAUAAACUGGAGGAAGACCAAACGCCUCCUUUUGGGAAAGAUUUCUUUGAAAACAACAAAGGUCUUGCUACAGAUUGUCUUUAUUGCCGUGAAAUUUGCAAAUGUUUUGAGUUACCUACUGGACGAUAUCUGGUUGUUCCAUUUACCAAAAAUGCUGGAGAAGAAGCAGACUUUUGCAUCCGUGUCUUCACUGAAAAUAAAGCUGGAGCUCUGGAAGCAAGGCAACUGGUGAAAAUAGAUGAAUUCAAGCCUCCUGAAGUCAAAGAAAAUGUUCCUGUAGAGAGUGAAACAUGUCCAGGGGAGCUGGAAAACGAGGUUAAAGAACUGAGUGCGCAGACACUCAACACCAAACUGAACGCAAUCUUUAAAGAAAGAGCUGAUGUUAAAUCAAAUGGAUUUUGUCUGGAUACAUGCAAACGAAUGGUCAAGCUUAUGGAUCUUGAUCUGACUGGGACACUCGGCAUUAAAGAAUACGUCGCUCUCAAGGAGAAACUGGAGUUCUAUACAAACAUUUUCAGUCUUGUGGACACAAACUUAUCUGGAACAAUCGACUCGCUUGAAAUGGGGAACGCUUUACUGAAAGCAGGGUUUUUUGUUAAUGAGAAAAUCCGGGAUCUCAUUGUCGAGAAAUACUCGUCAGAGAACCUGCCUCUGGAUUUUGAUAAUUUCAUUGCCAGCAUGAUACACCUGGAAACCAUAUUCAAAAUGUUUAAGAUUCUAGAUAAAGGAAACAAUGGCUCCAUUAAUCUGUCCUUGUCUGAGUGGCUCUGUGCUGCCCUGGCCUAAUAUUGGACAGAAAUGACUCAAUGACGCAACUAAAUUUAAGCG